Molecule: messenger RNA, 1660 nt
Organism: Pistacia vera
Lineage: Eukaryota; Viridiplantae; Streptophyta; Magnoliopsida; Sapindales; Anacardiaceae
Product: pentatricopeptide repeat-containing protein At1g12300, mitochondrial-like
Exons: 1
Coding region: 234-1448 (404 amino acids)
Molecular function (GO): protein binding
Source: RefSeq, a predicted model, not a curated record
UGGCUUUGAGAUCCCCAUUUCGUUCAUCUUCAAUCUCUCGAAACCCAUCUCUGAAAGGUAAUAUUUCAUCUUUGUUAGCUCACUUACACAACCUCACAACUUCAAGCUCCAACAAUGAAGUUUUGUAUUCUUUCGAAAAAACCCUAGAAUGAUCCUCACUUGCUAAAUUCCUCAAAGAAAAUUGUCGAUCAGGUAACUUCACUCUGGAUGAAGCAUUAUACUUUUUUCAUUACAUGAUUAAUUCGCAAGCCAUCUAUCCAAUUUCAUCAUUCAAUACUUUGUUUAGUGCACUGUCAAAGAAGAAGCAUUAUUAUGAAGUGAUUUCUCUUUAUAAGUGGUUGAAUUCAACUGGGUUGUCUCCAAAUUUAUUGUCUUUGAACGUUUUGAUCGAUUGCUUGUGUAAAAUUGAAAGGGUUUGUGAUGGUUUUGCGGUUUUUGGGGAGAUAUUGAAGACGGGUUUCAGCCCAAAUGCUGCGAAUUUUAGUUGUUUGAUCAAAGGUCUGUGUGUAGAGAGAAAGAUUGUGGAGUCGAUGGAAUUGUUUAAGAAAAUGGUUGCUGUUGGUUGUAGGCCUGAUGUGAUCAGUUACAACACUUUGAUUGAUGGAUUGUGUAAAACGGGGAAGAUAAGUGUUGCCAUUAAGUUGCUUGAAGAGAUGGUUGAUGGGAAUAAAAAAUCUUGUGUUAUUUGUAGGCCAAAUGUUGUUACUUAUAAUACUAUAAUUGAUGGUCUUUGCAAGGCUGAAGUAAUUGAGAAGGCUAGAAAGUUGUUUUUGGAAAUGAUAGAUCAAGGUGUGCAGCCUUCUGUGGUGACGUUUAAUGUGCUCAUAGAUGAACGUUGCAAAAAAGGGAAAUUGCACGAAGCAAAUAGGUUGUUGGAGCUUAUGAUUCAGAGAGGUGCGGUUCCUGACAUUUAUACUUAUAACAUUUUAAUGAAUGGAUUGUGUAAAAAAGGGAAGAUAAGUCCCGCGAUUAAGUUGCUUGAAGAAUUGGCUAAGGGAAAUGAAAAAUCUGGUGUUAUUUGUCGGCCAAAUGUUGUUACUUAUAGUACUAUAAUUGAUGGUCUUUGGAAGGUUGGAUUAGUUAAGAACGCGAUAGACUUGUAUUUUGAAAUGAAGAGUUCGGGAACUACUCCAAACGUAGUCACUUAUAGCAUUUUGGUCAAUAUGCUUUGUAAAAAUGGACAACUAGAAAAGGCAAAUGAGUUGUUGUCACAUAUGGUGGAAAAAGGUUGUGCUCCAAAUGUAAUCACGUUUAAUACCCUAAUGUUCGGUUUCCUCAAGAAUAAUAAGAUACAAAAAGUUGUUGAACUCCUUCAUAAGAUGGCGGAGAGAAAUGUGAAGCCGACUGAAUGUACAAUGUCCUUAGUCAUGCAAUUACUAAUGAAGGCCAAAAAUUAUCGUGAAUGUUUGAACCAGCUUUCUCAAUUUCCGGUCCAAAAGCAAAAUUGAAGUUUUCAUGAUAAAAAUUUAUGGAGUGGUUCACUUUUUCAGAGCAGUAUCCUUGUCAGGAGAGCAUUAUUUGACAUCAUUGAAAUAUGAAACUGCAAAAGCCUCAGCCAGCUGCAGAAAGACUAUGAUUGUUACCGUACGAAGAAUGCAGUUGACAUGAGAACAUUGCUGUCAAGGGAAAUAUGUUUUGCCGUGAUACAUGCAGUUAUUGU